AUGGAUAGUAACGGUACAGGCAAGAAAGAAGUCUAUCGCAUUGAAAAUGAUGUUUCAGCUCGUAUUAGUACUGCUCAGGUGAUUGUCUCUACCAGUGCUGCUGUUCGACAACUGAUUGACAACUCACUUGACGCAUCCGCAGGAACCAUAGAAGUUCGGGUCAAAAACAAUGGCUUCGACAGCGUGGAAGUUAUCGAUGACGGUACUGGUAUUGAGGCGGAUAGUUUCACUCUUCUUUGCAAACCACAUGCAACUUCUAAGCUCACUAAUCUCAGCGACUUCAACACUUUAUCAACUCUCGGUUUUCGUGGAGAAGCUCUAAAUGCCCUCUGCGCUCUUGCGUCCCUGACCGUUAUUACAAAAGAUCGAUCUGCUUCCCUUGGUACUAAAUUGCGGUUUGAUCACUGUGGAAAUAUGGUUGAACAGUCCGCCGCUGCUAGAUCGGUUGGGACUACUGUGCUUGUAGAAAACCUAUUUGAAACUCUUCCCGUAAGAAGAAAGGAGUUCGAGAAGACUGCAAAAAGGGAAUUUGGACGGUUGCUGACCGUAAUACAGUGCUUUGCUCUAUCCCGACCUGAUGUCAAAUUCGUAUGCAGUAACAUCGUUGCUGGGAAAAGAAUACAACCAAUAUGCACACCAGGAAAAGCAUCCAUUAGAGAGGUGGUUGUCAACUUAUUUGGUGGUCGAACAGACAAAAAUAAAAUGGUUGACGUGGUCCGGUGCAUUCCAACUAGUGAAGUAUCAGCGAUUCACGGAGUCGAUUCCAAAAAUAAAUCAGUUUUUGAGAAUAUCGAGAUAAGUGGUUUCGUAAGUUCAUGCGAACAUGGCUUCGGACGAUGUUCCACCGACCGCCAGUUUGUCUAUGUUAAUCAGAGACCCGUGGACUACCCAAAAAUCUGCCGCCUCGUCAACGAAAUUUACCAGCAGUACAAUCGAUCUCAAUAUCCAACUCUUGUUUUGUACAUAGAAGUCCCACCUGGAGAAGUUGAUGUAAAUGUGACUCCCGAUAAAAGGAUGGUAUUUUUUGAGCGAGAAAAGGAAUUACUUGCUCUUAUUCGCUCCUCGUUUCUGGCAACUUUUCACCCUCUUCUAGGCUCAUACACAUCACUCGCAAGUGAACCUACUAACAUAGGCAAUGAAAGUGCUAACAAUGCUGCCAAACGAAUGUUGAAUCCUGGUACUCCACCAAUUAACCGUUCUGCUCUUUUCUCUCUUCUAAAAUCAAGUUCUACAAUGAAUAAUUCGCCAUCAUGUGCCCCUCCAGAACCGAAGAGAUCGAGAACUGAAGACCACCGUUCUUCAAAGUCCACUACGGUUGGAUUGAAAACACUAGAUGCUUUCGCAUUCAAGCCUAUUUCACGUGAAGUAUUAGAUGGUAGUAUAAGCAACCCUUCGAGAAGUGAUAAUACCCAUUCGAGUACUGGUCGACAGGAAAAUUUGUCCACAGCUCGGAGCAACAGCACCUCUAGCAGGAAGUCACCAAAGGAAUGCUCGCCGUCCACUUCAAGUAGGAGUUCUUCCGACCAUAGACAUCAGCAAAGAAGUUUUAAUCCAUCUUUAAUGAGGAAUCUAUCUCGAGGAUUCGAAGCCAGUAUUGAGAGAGACAGUGCUACUAUUGAGAAAAUGGAAAGAACAAUGGAUCUAGAAGACCACUUGUCAAAUUUAGUGGAAGAAACGGGGAAUAGUCCUCAAGAGCGCCUAAGAGAAGAAACAACACCAUUUCAAUCUGAGGAACGACCAACCACUUUCCUUAGGGCUCAACAACAAAUCGCUUUUUCCAUGACGACUCUCAGAGAUCGUAUCGAUAGGAUAAGAAACAAAAGGGCAAAAGCAGAACAAGCAAGUCAGCUUAUGGAAUUUAAUGCCUCAAUCGCACCUGAAGAGAACAUGUUGGCUGAGGAAGAACUUGACCGUAUCCUCAAAAAAACUGAUUUUGCUGACAUGUCGGUGAUCGGGCAGUUCAACAAAGGGUUCAUAAUAACUCGUCUGCGAGACCAUCUUUUCCUAAUUGACCAGCACGCUAGUGAUGAGAAGUACAACUUCGAGAGGUUUCAGAAGAAAGCGAGAGUGGAGACUCAGAAAAUGCUACAUCCCAAGCCACUCGAUCUCGGGGCAGUUCAAGAAUCAGUGCUUAAAGAUAACUUGGAAAUCCUAGAAGCAAAUGGAUUUGGCUUUGAGUUCCAAGAGAAAGAAGAUGGAUGUAGCGCGGCUCUUUUGGUUUCAUCCCCAGUACUUCACAGCUGGCAGUUCGACAAAAGCGAUAUAGAAGAGAUAUUGGCUGUCGUUUCGGAAUUCCCUGGAGUAAUGUAUCGGCCUGCAAAGCUUCGACGAAUAUUUGCAUCUAGAGCCUGCAGAAAGUCAGUGAUGAUCGGAACUGCACUCAGUACUAAUCAAAUGCAAACGAUCGUUAGCCAUCUGGGAACACUCGAUCAUCCGUGGAACUGCCCUCAUGGACGCCCAACCAUCCGGCACCUUGUAGAUCUCCGUAGUACUAUUUAA
Molecule: messenger RNA, 2499 nt
Organism: Necator americanus (New World hookworm)
Lineage: Eukaryota; Metazoa; Nematoda; Chromadorea; Rhabditida; Ancylostomatidae
Exons: 23
Coding region: 1-2499 (832 amino acids)
Biological process (GO): mismatch repair
Cellular component (GO): MutLalpha complex
Molecular function (GO): ATP binding; mismatched DNA binding; ATP-dependent DNA damage sensor activity
Source: RefSeq, a predicted model, not a curated record